Alexandromys fortis (reed vole) is the source of this 4731-nucleotide messenger RNA. It is a transcript of the gene Znf280c, whose product is annotated as zinc finger protein 280C. The transcript has 17 exons. The coding region runs from base 710 to 2692 and encodes 660 amino acids. Lineage: Eukaryota; Metazoa; Chordata; Mammalia; Rodentia; Cricetidae. Gene Ontology annotation, molecular function: RNA polymerase II cis-regulatory region sequence-specific DNA binding; DNA-binding transcription factor activity, RNA polymerase II-specific. The record is from RefSeq and is a predicted model, not a curated record. Gene Ontology annotation, biological process: regulation of DNA-templated transcription.
UCUCAAUUCGGAGGAGGAAAACCUGCCGCCGACAUGGGAGUCCCCUCAAUGCACCUCAAGUUUGAAUUGUUCUCAGGAAGAAGUCUCAGUGACAAGGGAACCAGUUUCUUCCAAAUGCGGGAGAUUUUAUCCAAGGACCUCUCUUUUGUUUGGAGGAUUUGCUCAUUUUUAUUUUAAAUCUGUGAGCUGGAGUUUUUUGCUAUUGUUGGUUGGGGUAGGAUUAUGAGUUUUAGUGCCUGUUAGUGGCACCUGUAUUAGAUACCUAAAAACAUUUUUAUUUUUAAACUACACAGUUCUCCGAAGGGUUUGUGAGGUGUCUUGCUUUGAGAGUUACAAUAUUAAAUUCAAGCCAUCUUAUGUUUAAAAAAAAAAAAGUCUAUGAAGGUGCUGGUUUAUUUAUGAAAAUCAGUUAGAUCUGUGUCAUUUGCUUUAAUGUCUGCAAAAGCAAUUGUCAUUGCAUUUGAAUGUUUUAUUGCUGUCGCUCCUUUACAGGGCAGUGAUGUGUUAAAGAACUGUUGCAAAGAUGAAGAAAUAGCCUCAGUCCUUAAUAGAACCAGUUGUGUUUUUUCUUUUAAAUUGCAUUAUUUGUUUAUAUUUCUCUUUUUUGGUGUAUGUAUGUAUGUAGGUGUGCGCACACUGCAGUUUGGAGAUCAGAUGACUGCUUGGUAAUACGAAGUUCUCUCCUACUGAGAAAUUAGAUAAUUCAAAAAUGGCAGAACUUGUUAUGGAGUGUGAAGAAGAAGAGUUGGAACCAUGGCAGCAGAAAGUAGACGAAAUUCAAAAUAAAGAUGAUGAUGAUGAUGAGUUGAUCUUUGUUGGAGAGAUAUCAAGUUCCAAACCAGCUAUUUCAAAGCUUUCUAGUGUAGUGAGUUUUUCAAAGACUUCAUCACAAGAUGAUCCAGGUGCUUCUAUCUUACAGUUAGACUCAACCAAGGAUAAACCAUCCUACAGCAUACUGAAAAGGAGUACAGAAGGUAUCGAACAAACUUCGUUAGGAUUAAAACAUCCUUCCACUUCCAAAUUAAACAGUGUUAAUCCAAAAAAGCCAAAGACCAAUGAAAGCGUUUCUGAAACAAAUUCUUCCUCUUCAUCAUCUUUAAAUAAGUCUCCUUCCGAGGCUUCUUCCCAGGUUGUACUAUCAAAUGAAAAUACCUCAUCAAUUCAGGCUGAAACUGGAGCACCUUCAUUAAGAUCUUGUCCAAAGUGCAAAGUUAAGUUCAGUUUUUUGGAUCCUUUGAAAUGCCACAUGAAGCGUUGCUGCCCAGACAUGAUAAAUAACUUUCUGGAGACUGUUAAGUCAGAACAUUCAACGACUGAAAACAAAGCUAACAUUGGCUCGGAUAAAGAAAAAUUGAUCAUGCUAGUUAGUGAUUUUUACUAUGGAAGACAUGAAGGAGCGGUUGAGGAAGAUCUAAAGACUUACACAACUUUUAAAUGCUUCAGUUGCUCAAAAGUUCUUAAAAAUAAUAUUAGGUUCAUGAACCACAUGAAACAUCACUUGGAGCAUGAAAAACAGAACAGUGAGUCCUGGGAAAGCCAUACCACAUGCCAGCACUGCUAUCGGCAGUAUCCCAACCCCUUUCAGCUACAGUGCCACAUUGAAAGUACACACACUCCUCAUGAUUUUUCUACUAUUUGUAAAAUCUGUGAAUUGUCAUUUGAAACAGAGCAUAUGCUUUUACAACAUAUGAAGGACACUCAUAAGCCUGGUGAAAUGCCAUAUAUUUGCCAGGUUUGCCAGUUUAGAUCAUCAAUAUUUUCUGAUGUAGAAACUCACUUUCGAUCAUCCCAUGAGAACACUAAGAACUUGCUGUGUCCAUUUUGUCUCAAAGUUAGUAGAAUGGCAACCCCUUAUAUGAAUCAUUACAUGAAACAUCAGAAUAAAGGAAUUUAUCGUUGCCAAAAAUGCAGACUACAAUUUUUGACCUGCAAGGAGAAAACAGAUCAUAAGUUAGAACAUCGCACAUUUAUAAAGCCUAAAGGACUAGAAGGAUUGCCUCCUGGAACAAAAGUUACUAUUCGAGCUUCGUUUGGAUCUGCUCAAUCAAGAUCAUCAAGUCCACCUUCUAGUUCUAUUCCUAGCACUUCUCUUCAAGUCGCAGCUCCAGAGUCUAAAAGUACACCUACUAAAAUCAACACAAAAGUAUUUGCAAAUAAAAGGAAGACAACUAAAUGUCAGGCAGUCUUAACUGCGACAUGUAAACCCAAUUCAAGUAAACCAGGUACAGGUGCAACUAAAUCCAAAGCCAAGUCCUCCUCCAAGCAAAAGAAGCAGCGCACCAGGAAAAACAAAUUCAGUAUUGCUCUGAAGAAUUUGAGAUGUCACCAGGGAAUUCACACGUGUAUUGAGUGCCAUUCCAAAAUAAAAGAUUUUUCAAGCCACUUUUCUACAUAUAUAAACUGUGAUUUUUGCAAGUACACUACUAACUGUAACAAAGCCUUUACAAAUCAUAUGAGCUCUCAUAGUGACCACCCAAGUAAACAGUUUUAUAUUUUUAAGAAGCAUUCAAGAGCUCUCAGGGGCAUCACUCUAGUGUGCCUUAAAUGUGACUUCCUAGCUGAUACUUCUGGCUUAGACCGUAUGGCUAAACACUUAAAUCAACGUAAAACUCAUACUUGCCAAGUAGUAAUCGAAAAUGUUACAGAAAGAAGCUUAACUUCUGAAUCCACUUCUGACGGCUUGUUGAAAUAGAUUCCUGCUCUAUGGAACUCAUGCAACCUGGUGCAAGACAAGUUGGAAUUUCCUAAGUUCAAAGUUCUGCAGUGUUUGCCUUUACAAAUCCAGUUUCCUAAGUUCAAAGUUCUGAAAUGUUCCAUAAAGGCAGUUAAAAUCCACAACACUAGUUCGCAUUUUUUCAGCUUUCUGAUGGCAGUAGAUUCUUAUUCCACCUUAUCUUUGUGUCAGGUUAACAUAUCUUAACCUGUACUUGGCUUCUCUAGUUAGCUCUGAAAAAAGAACUUUAGUUGCUAUUGUCUUUACUUGCUUUGCUUCAGAUAAUUUGUAUUUCUCUCUACCUUCAGAAUAUUACAUAUCAAACAGAAUAGCUAUUCUAUUUUUUCUGUUUUGUCUGCUUCUUAAUUUUUUUAAGUCUUUCUGCUCAGAUAGCUGCUUUUUCCUUCAUUUUUGUCUGUCAUUGUUCUAUUUUUCAGAUGCAGAAGCAACACAAAUUUCAAAAGAUGUCCAGUAUACUCCUGGACAGUGUCCCCCUUCGAUGGACACAACUAAUGCCUGUUUCUCUUUCCACGGAAUGUGAAUUGUUUGACUGUGAGACCUGUUUCAAUUUGUGGCCUUGGGAAUCUAUCAGCUCUUAGGCAGAGUCCCUUCCUGCCUAACUAGCCUUACAUAAGGCUGAUGUUGAUUUGGCCAUCAACAACCUCAAGGUCCACCAAAAUGAACACAGCUUCCUACUGGGGGCUUUGGUACUUUUUAGGCUUAUGAACAAUUAUAAUAAUGAAAGCCUACCAAGUAAGUGCUUUAACACCCAAGUUCAACUUUAAUCACUUUGGCUGCAGUCUUUUAAUCUUCCUCUAGCAUGAAUACAGUCUGAGGUAUAUGAAAAAACUGAUUGUAUAGGGAGUGAAAAUUACUUUCAUGUUCUUGAAAAAGCAAACUUUGUGGGAUUCUAGCUCCAAAGUAAUUUUUUGUGUUGUCAUUUAAAGUUUUAGCCAGUAUUCCAAGAGUUCUCAGCAGUGAUACUAUUUAAAUUCCUAAUUUUUUAAAAUUUUGAUAGCUUGGUUUUUGUCAUUCACCAAAUUCAUUGAUGUCUACUUUGUAUGUCAACUUUUGUAAUUUCUGAUUAAACUUUUUGUGUUUGUUUAAAAUGCCAAGAAAUUUCUUUAAAUUUUUCUACAGAUUUCAUGCAGCUACCUGUUGGUAGUUUCUUUUCUUUUUUUCUUUCUUUUUUGGAGGGUUGUUGUUUUUUUUUUUUGUUUGUUUUGGUUUGUUUUGGUUUUUUUUUUUUUUUUUGAGCCGCGGUUUCUACUAUACUCUAGGCUGACCUUGAACUCACAGAUUUUUCUGCCUCAGCCUCCCAAGUGCUGCUUUUAAAGGCAAGUGAGGUACUUGUUCAGGUCAUUAGACAUUAAUAUAUGAUCUGUCUAUCUUGAGACUAUCAUGAACAUCUUAGCAGUCAGGAAUUCAAAGACAAAGGAACAAAAACUCCCCUUACAAAUAUUACAAGUUUUACAUUGCUAUUCAAUUAGCAGUUAUCUUCUUAGCCAUUAAUGUAAUUCCUUUAGAUAAAGAUAAUAUAUUCAAUAAUAUUGGGACCAAAAAUGCACUUGUUUCUUGCCCACAUAUAUAUAGAGAGAGAUGUAUAUUUUUUUAUUUUGGUGUUUGUUUAUUUUGGUUUACAUUGAAUAUAGAUUUUCAGAACAGUUUUGGUGUUACUUAUUUUUUUAAUAAAAUUUGUAUUGUUAAACACUUAGGAAUUAUUUUAUAAUAAAUAAGUUGCUAUAAAAACCUAUAGAUUGUAUCAUAUAACAAAAAUUGUUUUCCUUUUCACAUGGAAGCCUGCCUGCUUUGCCUAUAGACUAAGAUCUUUAUCUACAGAGUAUAUCUUGUGCUGCUUCCUUAAGCAUACUUAAAAGCUCACUAAUUUAGGGUGUUCUUUUUUUCUGAGACAGAGUUUCUCUGUAGUUUUAGAGCCUGUCCUGGAACUAGCUCUUGUAGACCAGGCUGGCCUCGAAUUCACAGAGAUCCUCCUGACUCUGCCUCCCGAGUGCUGGGAU